UGUGGUCUUUCUGGUAAUCACUGCUGAUGUUAGCAUUUGUAUGGGGGGUUCUAUGCUGCAGUUUAUUGUAUUUGGGAUGAAGCAAGGUUUUAAAUUUCGAUUCUCGUCACAGUUUCAUCGUGUUACUUGGUAUUGCGGAAAAUUCUAGAUAGAUGCGGCUAAUGCAGCUGGAAUUGUGGUCACUAUGCUGUUGCGAAGAGCCGUAGUUUUUGCCACAAUCCUUGAUAUUGCAGAAAAUGGCAAUUGUAGAAAAAUGCAACUGAUGCGGCUGCAAUUGCAGUCACGAUGCUGUCACAGAGAGCCCAAUGACCUUAACUUUGCGGCUGAAAAGCACGGUCACAGACCGCUUUUUAAAACCUUGGGGUGAAGAGAUUUCUUAUGUCAUGUAUGCAUGGGAUCUGUGUGAUUCAGUCCAGGGCAUAUAUUGGGAGAUUAAAUGGGUCAAUCCAAUGAUCUCACAAAAGAAGAUUGCAAGGAAACAAGUUCAGUGGUUGUUUGCUUCGGGGAAAUGUUAAUAGACUUUGUUCCAAUGGUGGGAGGAGUGUCACUGGCUGAAGCACCCGCUUUCAAGAAAGCUCCUGGUGGUGCUCCUGCCAAUGUGGCUGUUGGUAUCUCUAGACUAGGAAGUUCAUCUGCUUUCAUAGGCAAGGUUGGAGCAGAUGAAUUUGGGUACAUGUUGGCUGACAUUUUAAAGCAGAACAAUGUUGAGACUUCUGGCAUGCGGUUUGACUCUAAUGCAAGAACUGCAUUAGCUUUUGUUACACUUAGAGCGGAUGGCGAACGUGAGUUCUUGUUUUUCCGCAAUCCAAGCGCUGAUAUGCUCCUUCAAGAGUCAGAACUUGAUAAAGAUCUCCUAAAGAAGGCUAGAAUAUUCCAUUAUGGCUCCAUCAGCUUGAUUGAUGAGCCAUGCAAGUCAGCUCACCUUGCUGCUAUGAGCAUUGCCAAAAACUCUGGUUGCAUUCUAUCAUAUGAUCCAAAUUUGAGAUUGGCUCUAUGGCCUUCUGCAGACGCCGCUCGGAAAGGCAUAAUGGAUAUAUGGGAUCAAGCUGAUGUCAUAAAGAUAAGUGAGGAUGAGAUUACAUUUUUGACUGGUGGUGAUGAUCCCUAUGAUGAUAAUGUAGUUUUGAAGAAACUUUUUCACCCAAAUCUCAAGCUUUUAAUCGUUACUGAAGGUUCACAGGGUUGCAGAUAUUACACCAAGGCAUUUAAAGGCAGGGUUUCAGGUGUUAAAGUUAAACCUGUAGACACAACUGGAGCUGGCGAUGCAUUUGUUAGUGGGAUUUUACACUGCAUAGCUUCUGACCAAACUAUUUUUCAGGAUGAGAAACGUCUUCGAAAGGCUUUAUAUUUUGCCAAUGUAUGUGGUGCCCUCACUGUAACUCAGAGAGGUGCAAUUCCUGCACUACCUACAAAGGAAGCUAUCUUGCAAUUCUUACUAGAAGCAGCUGUAAUUUAAAAGUAUUGACAGAUUUUUGUUAUAAUUUGUUGUUAAGCUAUAGCUUAGGUGAUGCUGUAUUCUUUUUUCCUUUUUUAAUUAAAAUUUUUGGCUAUGUAAUUUUCUUAUAUAAAUUCAAGUUUUCCUUUGCUCUCAAGUUUUGGGAUGUGUAA
Glycine soja is the source of this 1608-nucleotide messenger RNA. Its product is annotated as probable fructokinase-7. The transcript has 7 exons. Gene Ontology annotation, biological process: fructose metabolic process. Gene Ontology annotation, molecular function: fructokinase activity. Bases 437 to 1456 code for a protein of 339 amino acids. The record is from RefSeq and is a predicted model, not a curated record. Gene Ontology annotation, cellular component: cytosol. Lineage: Eukaryota; Viridiplantae; Streptophyta; Magnoliopsida; Fabales; Fabaceae.